AUAUUAUCACCAACUACAAUAAGAUAUAUUCUCAUCACUCACGGCACAUUCACAUAUAGAGAUACAUAUACAGAUAGAUACCAGUUACCAUAGGAGCCACACAACCACCAACUUCAACCUCCCGUCAUCAAAAAAAAGGUAAAUAUUUUUUUUUUUUCAUGUGUUCACUCACUCAUUCCUUAUAAUUCCCAUUUUAUCACAUCUUUGACCAUCUUAAUCUUCUGCUGGGAUGUAGACUCCAAUGAAUUCCACCUCUUCUUCCACUCAUCAGUGGGAGUAUGAUGUCUUCUUGAACUUCAGAGGUGAAGAUACCCGCUACAGUUUUACAGGCCAUUUAUAUAAGGCUUUCUGUGACAAAAACAUUUACACCUUCAUGGAUGAUAAACUUCGAAGGGGAGAAAACAUUUCAGAGGAACUUCUCAAAACCAUCAAAAGGUCAAUGAUAUCGGUUAUUGUGUUCUCUGAAAAUUAUGCAUCUUCCAAAUGGUGUUUGGAUGAAUUUGUUUGGAUUCUUGAGUGUAGGAAAAAUCUUGGCCAAUUAGUUUUACCAGUUUUUUAUGGCAUAGAUCCAUUAGAAGUACGUAAACAAGAGGGAAAGUUUGGGGUAGAAUUGGCUAAACAUGAAAAAAAUUUCAAGGAUAACAUUCGUAAGGUGCAGAUUUGGAGGGCAGCUCUAAAAGAAGUUGGCAAUUUGUCUGGAUUUCAUUACGAUAAUGAUUGCCUUGAAUCUAAAUUUAUCCAGGGAAUUAUCAAAUGGAUAUCAAGCACUACAUUAAACCGCACACGUUUAUUUGUUGCUAAAUACCCUAUUGGAGUAGAUUCUUGUGCAACAAAAAUAGAAAAGAUUUUAAAUAUUGAGUCAAAUGAUAUUCGAAUGGUGGUGAUCCAUGGCCCUAGGGGAAUAGGUAAGACUACAAUCGCAAAAGCUGUAUAUAACAAAAUUUUUGAUGCCUUUGAAGGAAGCUUUUUUCUAGAGAAUGUUAAAGAAAGGUCUGGGUCAAAUGAUGGCAUAAUCCAACUACAAGAGAUACUUCUUUCUAAUAUCUUAAGGGAUGGAAAUUUAAAGGUGGAAAACAUAUCUAGAGGAAUCAAUGUGACAAAGGAAAGACUUUGCCAUAAAAGAGUUCUUUUAGUUCUUGAUGAUGUGGAUGAACAGAAGCAAAUAGAAAAUUUGCUUGGAAAAUGUGAUUGGUUAACUCCUGGAAGUAGAAUCCUUAUAACUGCAAGAGAUAAAGAUGUGUUAACCACUCUCAAACAAGAUCCUCUAAUCUAUAAGGUUGAUGAAAUGGACAAACAUGAAGCUUGUGAACUUUUUAGUUUGUAUGGCUUUCAAAAAAAUGAACCCGAGGAAGCUUACUUGCAACUUACAAAUCAAAUUAUCAAUUAUGCGAAUGGCCUUCCUCUAGCUUUAAAAAUAAUAGGUUCUGAUUUGCGUAGAAAAAGUUUAUCUCAAUGGGAAAGUGCAUUAGAGAAGUAUAAAAAGAUUCCCAACAAGGAAAUUCUAAAAGUACUCAAAAUGAGUUAUGAAGGAUUGGACCAAAGUGAAAAGGAUAUUUUCCUUGAUAUUGCAUUUUUCUUCAAGGGGAAAAAUAAAGAUUAUGUUGUAAAUAUAUUAUAGGCAUGUCAUUUAUUUCCAAAUUAUGGUAUUCCAAAACUUAUUGACAAGUGUUUGAUAACUAAUGAUUGGUGGGGCAAUUUAUCAAUGCAUAACUUGCUACAACAAAUGGGAGAGGAAACUGUUCAACAAGAAUCACCACAAGCACUUGGAAAACGUACUAGACUACGAGAUUAUGCGGAUGCUUGUACUGUACUAACUGGAAAUAUGGGAACGAAUAAAAUUCGAGGCAUAAUGUUGAAUCCGCCUAAACCUAUAACGUUGGAACUUCAUGCUCAAGCUUUCAGAAGGAUGAAAAACAUCAGGUUUCUUAUAGUU
This is a messenger RNA of Quercus robur (English oak), 1933 nucleotides long. RefSeq names its product disease resistance protein RPV1-like. Bases 242 to 1618 code for a protein of 458 amino acids. Lineage: Eukaryota; Viridiplantae; Streptophyta; Magnoliopsida; Fagales; Fagaceae. Gene Ontology annotation, molecular function: ADP binding. The record is from RefSeq and is a predicted model, not a curated record. Gene Ontology annotation, biological process: defense response; signal transduction. The transcript has 3 exons.